Molecule: messenger RNA, 702 nt
Organism: Neurospora tetraspora
Lineage: Eukaryota; Fungi; Ascomycota; Sordariomycetes; Sordariales; Sordariaceae
Product: kinetochore component CENP-S-domain-containing protein
Exons: 3
Coding region: 160-498 (112 amino acids)
Biological process (GO): replication fork processing; resolution of meiotic recombination intermediates
Cellular component (GO): FANCM-MHF complex
Molecular function (GO): protein heterodimerization activity; chromatin binding
Source: RefSeq, a predicted model, not a curated record
CACCAGCGCCGAAGGGCACCCCCAAUGCCCCACCGAGCGCGCCUCUUGGCAGGCACUCAGUGGGACUAGAGCCGCAUUACGUAAUCCACUUUACGACCGAACAUCAUUGAACGGGGGUGCAUUUUGAGUGUGUGUAAGUUGUCACUUACAUAAUUCAAAAUGGCUGACGCCUCGGGUGAAGAUGUCCAGGAGCGUCUCAAAUCAGCCCUAUGGUUCGCCAUAGGCAAGAUGGUCGACGAUGAGUCGCUCCGUCGCAACAUGAAUGCCACUCCUCAGUUCAUCGGAGCUCUUACCGAGCUUGUGUGGACUCAGAUUGAAAACGUCGCCAUCGAUUUGGAAACCUUCAGCCAACAUGCUGGGCGCACCACCGUCACCACAGAUGACGUGCUUCUGCUUGCUAGGCGGAACAGUGACCUUCAGUCUGUGAUCAAGGACUGCGUCGACCGUCUCAAGGCUGCUAAGGCCAAGGAGAAGACGAGGGCUGGGAAAAAGAAAUAGUUUAAAGAGGCCGCCAUUACAGACAGCACGAUAUCAGUCUUCGGAUUGGGCGAGGAAGAAGUCUUCGAAUCUUCAGUGGUUGCUUGAGGCAGGGUGAGUAAACCAUGACGAUGGUGAUAUAAGGUGGAGGAUUACCAGAGCAGAGGGCCAGCAUCGUAUACGGCCGAGACUACACACGCAGCAUUGAUACCCUUGGCGAGUGAA